GCAAGCUGCUUGGAAAAAGCCCAGGCUGCCAAUAGAGCUGCAUUUCGCUCGACGCAGACGCAGCAACAGCACAGCCAUGGAUUUCUUCAAGACCGUACGCUGCAGCGUCGGCAGCCAAACCUUUCCCCCUUUAUCAGACAAAUCCGCAUGACAUCAUUGGUGGACAGCGCUGCGCGCGACGCCGCAGCAGCCGCACGCGUCGCAACGAAACGCCUCACCCUACGAUUAAAAAAAAACGCACAGGUCCAGGACGCCAUGGGCGAGGCCGCGCGCGUCGCGAACGAAAGGAUAGACACCGCGAACCGGGGCAAGAAGAUGCUCGACGAGGGCGGGCCCGACGUCGAGUUGAAAUUGAGAUGCAAGCGCCAGUGCCGCAAGACCGUCGAGGACGACGGGAAACAAGUACGAGCGUUAGAUCAGUUAGCGAGGGAUUACGACGACGCGAUCUCGAAGCUGAAAGCUUCAUUGACGACGGAAGCGCUGCAGCCCGAGGAGAAAUAUGAUUUCGAGCAGCUCGUCGGGUUGUACGAAGAGCGCAAGGCGGCCUGCGAGCGCGCGUCGGCGGCCCUGGCCAAUUUACCUCCUCCUUCACCCUUCAUCUCGCAAGAAGAGGAAGAUGCCAUCCGCAUGCUCGCCGUCAAGGACAAGUACCAGGUCGCGCAGCGCGAGGCGUCUAAUUUAGCCGCGGACGCGUCGGCCGCGGCGCGCGCGGCGACGAGCUAGCCGCGUUCGUUCGAGAGUGUAAAAACUGUGCGUACCGUUA
Messenger RNA from Pelagomonas calceolata, 763 nucleotides. NCBI's taxonomy places the organism in Eukaryota, Pelagophyceae, Pelagomonadales, Pelagomonadaceae. The record is from the annotation of a GenBank genome assembly.